UGGAUGAGUGCGCGGCUGGCUCCGAAGAUUCCGCUACGUCGGGCCAAUGGGAGAAGGCUCAAUGGCGCGCAUGCGUCUUAGAGCCAGGUCGGUGUCCUUGAAUUCAGGGGCUCUGGCACUGCGAUCCUGAGUGAGGAGGAAGGAUGUUGGUGGCUGCGUUGGGGCUGGCUCGGGCCGGCCUGAGAGUUGCUGGGCAUCCUGCAGCGCUGUUGCAAGCUCGGUUUGAAGGAACCUCUACUGCUGAGGCUCGACCUACUGUUAGACCAAGGGAUGAAGUGACACAGAAGCAGCUGAGUGCUUUUGGAGAGUAUGUUGCUGAGAUUUUACCCAAAUACAUUCAACAAGUCCAGAUAACAUGUUUUAAUGAGCUGGAAAUCUUAAUUCAUCCAGAUGGGAUCAUUCCAGUUUUGACCUUUCUAAAAGAUCACACUAAUGCCCAGUUCAAAUCAUUAGCUGAUCUGACCGCAGUGGAUGUUCCAACUCGACAGAAUCGCUUUGAGAUUAUUUACAAUCUCCUGUCCCUACGCUUCAACUCCCGGAUUCGUGUGAAAACAUACACUGAUGAAUUGACACCUCUUGAUUCAGCAGUCCCAGUGCAUCAAGCAGCAAAUUGGUAUGAAAGAGAGGUCUGGGACAUGUUUGGAGUAUUCUUUGCUAACCACCCUGAUCUGAGGCGAAUCCUCACAGACUAUGGGUUUGAGGGCCAUCCUUUCCGGAAGGACUUCCCCCUCUCUGGAUACGUGGAGGUGAGGUAUGAUGACGAGGUGAAACGGGUAGUGGCAGAGCCUGUGGAGUUGUCUCAGGAAUUCCGCAAAUUUGAUCUGAACAGUCCUUGGGAGACUUUCCCUGCCUAUCGUCCAGCUCCAGAAACCUUGAAGAUAGAUGCAGGAGAGAAGAAAGGAGAUGUGAAAUAACAGCAGGAAGGAGAGGAGGCUGGGAACAUUCUUGUGUCACUGACUUCCUGUUCAAUCCCAGUAUUUAUAAUAAAUAUAAAUAAAACUUAAA
Molecule: messenger RNA, 1005 nt
Organism: Hemicordylus capensis (graceful crag lizard)
Lineage: Eukaryota; Metazoa; Chordata; Lepidosauria; Squamata; Cordylidae
Gene: NDUFS3
Product: NADH:ubiquinone oxidoreductase core subunit S3
Exons: 7
Coding region: 144-914 (256 amino acids)
Molecular function (GO): NADH dehydrogenase (ubiquinone) activity
Source: RefSeq, a predicted model, not a curated record